CAAUGAGAUAGGAAAAAAUCAUAUUUUAUAUAAAAUUUUCACUGAAUGUCGGUGGGAAAAACUAUUUUUUCAGCUGUGAGUGUUGUUUGAAUCAUGUAUUAGUGCUUAAUUUGGUUUUUUCCAAAAAAAAAAAAAAAAGAACAAAAAGAACAAAAAAAAAUUGACCAUGACCCCAGUAACCAAUUUUUCAAUUUAUGAGUCAAAAAAACAAGAAUAUAACUUUCUAAAUUGGGUUCCCUUUUUCCAUAUAUUUUCUUUUUUCACUUUCAUCUGUUUUCUCUCUUCUCCACCAAAAAAAAAAAGUUAAUUUCCUCUUCUUGUCAGGAAAAAAAAAAAAAACUCAAAUGCAACCUAAAAAAAGAAACAUUUUUAAUCCUUGAAAUGCCCAUUUUUGUUCUUAAUUUCAAAGUUUCUAAAUUGGGUAAGAGUUAAAAAAAGAAAGAGAUAUGAAUGCAAUAAAAGAUACAGUUUCAGAGAAGCUUUCACGUCUUUUUUCUGAUUCUCCUUCUAAAUCUUCAGAUCAACAACCUCAGGCCAGGCCGUGCACCAAAGAAGGAAGAUCUUUAUCAUCUGUACUUUCGUUCUUUCUACCAUCGACAAAUUUCAUUAAGUUAAAAGAUCAAAAUGACGUCAAGCCGCUUCAAUCACAUUCUUUUACGUGGAGAAGUAAAAGUUUCUCAUGGCGUGAUAGACCUUUGGAGAGAUACGGAGAGUUUGAUGAUCAUAAUAAUGAUUACAAAGAAGAAGGUGAAAAUGGCUUCAUUAGGAGUGACAUCGGUGUGGUGAAUGAAUCAUUUUAUACACCUAGGUGUAAUAAUGGAGAACCUAAUUCUGCAAGAAGCGUUGCCAGUGGUUUUGAAGCAUUUGAAGACAGUUUAGAACAGUCCAUGCCUGAUCUCAUUGAUGAUUCUGUUUUCAUUUCUCUGGAUUUGUACGAUUUUUUCCAGUCUUCCCUCCCUAAUAUAGUGAAAGGUUGUCAAUGGACCUUGUUGUAUAGCACCGCGAAACAUGGUAUAUCACUUCGUACACUAAUUCGCAGGAGUGCUAAUACUUCUGGUCCUUGCUUGCUGAUUACCGGCGAUAAGCAAGGUGCUGUAUUUGGUGGAUUACUUGAUGCACCACUCAGGCCUACCUCAAAGUGGAAGUACCAAGGAACAAUUCAAUCAUUUGUAUUCACAACUGUAUAUGGUGAACCAAGGCUAUUCAGACCUACGGGUGCCAACAGGUAUUUUUACUUAUGCAUGAAUGAAUUCCUGGCACUUGGAGGAGGCGGACAUUUCGCUUUAUGCUUGGAUGGAGAUCUGUUAUCUGGCAAUAGUGGACCUUGUGAUACAUUUGGGAACUCAUGCUUGGCACAUGAUGAAGAGUUUGAGUUGAAAAAUGUUGAGCUGUGGGGUUUUACACAUGCAUCUCGAUACCUUACCUCGUAGCAAGCCCGAGAUGUUAUUCUUUUUUUUAUUUAUCUGAUAAAAAUUAGAAAUAUGGUUAUUUAUUCUUUCAUUUCCAAGAAGCAGUCGUCUCCAUUUUAAUCUUGGAGAGUUGCUGUUCAUGGACAAGUUGUAUCAAGACAUGAGAUGGUAGUUAGUGUAGAUUUAUGCUUGUAGGUACUCAUUCUUCUUGUUUAUGACAUACACAAUUCAGGUCUUGGCACUCUAUAAGUGUUAUUGAACGAACAUUUAAUCAAAACAGUUAGUGUUAUAAUAUAAACCACAAUAGUUAAAUUUUCUGCA
Molecule: messenger RNA, 1730 nt
Organism: Lycium ferocissimum
Lineage: Eukaryota; Viridiplantae; Streptophyta; Magnoliopsida; Solanales; Solanaceae
Exons: 8
Coding region: 447-1430 (327 amino acids)
Source: RefSeq, a predicted model, not a curated record